GCGGACGAGUGCGGCAGCAACUUACAACUCUCCUUCUCCUCUCAUGAUCCCUCGUUCUUUGCGUGCUUCGGGCCUUGCGACUCGACGCAUUGCAUGCCUUCCAAGAUACACAAGGCUACAAUGGUCUCGGUCGUAUGCUACUCCUCCAGAUAAUCAGCCUAAGCAAGACUCGAAUCAAAGCAAAGACUCCAGGCCAGAGGAGAAAGGAAAGCAGGCAGAGGAGAAGAGAAAGGAGCCACAGAAACAGGCUGAUGAGAAGAAAGAUGUGCGGGCAGAUGCAGACAAGAAGGAAGAUCCACUGAAGGGCCUCGAAGGCUUUUUCCAGCGGUAUCACCAGCAGAAGCAGCAGACACAGCAAACACGGUCCGAGAAAGACGAUUCCUCGGGUGAGCAGAAGUCCAAGAAACCUCCUCCCCCUCCGGGGAACAAUGGUUUUGGUGCAAACCAACUCGCGAUUCUUGCUACUACCGCUGCCAUUUUCUAUGCUUUGUCGAGUUCAGCUACUCCAUCGUCCCGCGAAAUCACCUGGCAGGAGUUCCGUACUGCUUUCCUUGAGAAGGGUCUUGUAGACAAGCUCAUUGUCGUCAAUCGCUCGAAAGUGCGAGUCAAGUUGCACUCGAAUGCGACAGGGACGAUGUAUCCUUCGGCACCACCGGGAGGCGGCGAUUACCACUUCUCUAUAGGAUCCGUCGAGGCAUUCGAACGCAAGUUGGACGAGGCACAGAAGGAGCUGGGAAUUCCUCCCUCAGAGAGAAUACCUGUUGCUUACCAUGAGGAAGUCCCUGCUUCCAAUUACCUCCUCAACUUCGGCCCCACAUUGCUGUUCGCAGGUCUAUUGUUCUACCUGUCACGUAGAGCUAGUGGAGGUGCUGGAGGCGGAGGGGGUAUCUUUAGCAUGGGUAAGAGCCGAGCGCGGAUGUUCAACAAGGAUACCGAUGUGAAGGUGAAGUUCAAAGAUAUCGCUGGCAUGGACGAAGCCAAGCAGGAGAUCAUGGAGUUCGUCUCAUUCCUUAAGGAACCCUCGAAGUACGAGAAAUUGGGCGCGAAGAUUCCUCGCGGUGCAAUUUUAUCGGGACCACCAGGAACUGGUAAGACCUUGCUGGCGAAAGCCACAGCAGGUGAAGCCAACGUACCUUUCUUCUCGGUGUCUGGCUCCGAGUUCGUGGAGAUGUUCGUCGGUGUUGGUUCUUCGCGUGUUCGAGACCUCUUCGCUUCCGCCAAGAAGAAUGCACCAAGUAUCAUCUUCGUCGAUGAAAUUGAUGCUAUUGGCAAGAAGCGUAGUGCGCGAGGUGGUUUCGGUGGCAGCGACGAACGGGAGCAGACGCUCAACCAGCUUUUGGUAGAGAUGGAUGGUUUCAAUACGACCGAGCACGUCGUCGUGCUUGCUGGUACGAAUCGUCCAGACGUCUUGGACCCUGCUCUCAUGCGUCCUGGCCGUUUUGAUCGACAUAUUGCCAUCGACCGUCCGGACGUCAGUGGAAGGAAGGGUAUUUUCCUCGUCCAUCUCAAGCCUCUCCGACUAUCACCCAGACUUCCCGAGCUCGAAACCUUCGCUCAUAAGCUUGCAGUCUUGACGCCUGGCUUCUCUGGUGCUGAUAUUGCCAACGUUUGUAACGAGUCUGCUUUACAUGCCGCUCGGAAGGGUCACGAGUGCGUAGAGGAAUCUGACUUUGAAAGCGCCAUUGAGCGUGUCAUUGUUGGUUUGGAGCGGAAGAGUAGGGUCCUAAGUCCCGACGAGAAGAAGACGGUAGCGUAUCAUGAAGCUGGUCAUGCUAUUUGUGGCUGGUUCCUCGAACACGCGGAUCCUCUACUGAAAGUCAGCAUCAUUCCUCGAGGUGUUGGCGCUUUAGGCUACGCUCAGUAUUUGCCUGCGGAUCGAUACCUGCUUUCUACGCCUCAGAUGAUGGAUCGGAUAUGCAUGACCUUAGGUGGUCGUGUAUCUGAAGAAAUCUUCUUUGGUGUAGAGAACAUCACCACCGGUGCUCAAGACGAUCUCCAGAAGAUUACCCGUAUGGCUUUUGAGGCUGUUGCUAACUACGGUAUGAACGGCGUCGUUGGCCCUGUCAGCUAUGGCGGGAGCAAAGCCACUCAGGAGGCUUGGCAAAAGCCAUUUAGUGAGAAGACCGGCGAGAUGCUCGACGAUGAAGUCAGGAAAAUGAUCAUAACUGCUCAUCAACGGACAACGGAACUGCUGAAGGAUCACAAGGCGGAUGUGGAGAAGAUUGCUCAGCUUCUUCUCGAGAAAGAGGUUAUCACCCGUGAGGAUAUGAUCAGCCUUCUCGGUAAACGACCGUUCGCGAAUCGUAAAGAUGAAAUGGACAAGUGGCUGGAUGAGAACCGAAAACAAGAACGUAGUGCACCUCCUCCAUUAGAGGAGAUGCCUCCGGAGUCCUCUGCACCUGCACCUGCUGCUACCCCGAUACCGGACGAACCCAAGCUCUGAUGCUUCCAUUGGUUAAUAUUGCUUUACAUCUUGGAAGAUCACACAUUCCUUGCAUCUGUACCUUAAAGCAUUUCCCUACUCAGCUCCAUCUAAUAUACGAUGUAUCAUGACGUGUAUUGUGGGCGUGAUCUCAAUUCGGCAUGUACACCUUACAAGCGGUCGGUCGGUUUGUAUACAGUGUUUUGCGGAAAGCAUAUUGACAUUUUUGGAAAAACAAUCCCCAAAUAUGGCAAUGACUUCUGGCUAACACCUUCCGAAAAACCCCUUCAUGAGAACUCA
Somion occarium is the source of this 2722-nucleotide messenger RNA. NCBI's taxonomy places the organism in Eukaryota, Fungi, Basidiomycota, Agaricomycetes, Polyporales, Cerrenaceae. The record is from the annotation of a GenBank genome assembly.